Messenger RNA from Pieris brassicae (large cabbage white), 1542 nucleotides. Its product is annotated as putative nuclease HARBI1. NCBI's taxonomy places the organism in Eukaryota, Metazoa, Arthropoda, Insecta, Lepidoptera, Pieridae. The transcript is spliced from 4 exons. Bases 70 to 1134 code for a protein of 354 amino acids. The record is from RefSeq and is a predicted model, not a curated record.
ACUUGUUUGUUUACCUUUUUUCAUUAUUGCUAAAUACUAAAUCUGGUAAAGGUCCUUUACCUUGCUGAAAUGAGUAUUGAUGAGUUUUUCACAGACUUCAAACGCGAUAUUCAAGAAAUAAGAGAGUGUAGAAGAAAGACACUGCGAGCAAGAAAAAAAUAUAAAAUGAGGUUCAAUCCUCUAAACAUGCCAGACGAUACUUUCAGACAAUACUACAGAUUUACUAAGCAGAACAUGCUAAAAAUUGUUGAUUUACUGCGAAAUGAUCUAGAAGUGGAUUUGCGUGGGGGUGGAGUUCCAGUUGAACUGCAAGUGAUGGCAGUUAUUAGAUAUUGGGCUCGGCAUGGGAUCCAAGAGAACUGUGCUGACGUCCAUGGAAUAAGUCAGCAAACGUUGUCGCGCUUAGCUCAAAAAGUUUCUAUUGCAUUAUGUUGUAAAAGUUCUCAGUAUAUUAAAAUGCCAGAAAAUUCUACUGAGGAAUCAACCAUUAUGCAUCAAUUUGAGGAAAUAAGUGGCAUGAAAAACAUAACUGGUGUCUUAGAUUGUACCCAUAUAAAGAUACAAAAAAUAAGUGACAAUAAUGGUCAAUCUUUUAUUAACAGUCAGGGACAGUACUCAAUUAAUACACAAGUUAUCUGUGAUGCCACUCUCAGAAUACGAGAUAUUGUAUGUCGCUGGCGAGGAAGUACUGACGAUGCAAGGAUAUAUAAUGAAAGCUCAAUAAAGAGGCGUUUUGAAGAAAAUGAAUUUUUUGGAAAACUAAUGGGUGAUUGUGCAUAUCCCUGUUCUUUUCAUCUACUCACACCAGUUCUGAGACCUAUAACUGAAGCAGAAGAAAGAUAUAAUCAAAGUUUCUUUGAAACUCAUAAUGUUGUUCAACAAUGCAUGAAUGUUUGGAAGGAAAGAUUCCGAAUUUUACAAGAUGUCAUUAGAGGCUCAUUAAACACAGCCAAAACAACUGUAGUUGCUUGUGCAGUACUACAUAAUAUAGCAAUGCAAUUAAAUGAACCUAUUCUUGAAGAUACAGGUCUAAUGGAAAGUGAGUUUGCUAUGGUUGAAGAACCAAAUUUAUUUGUUGAUGAUGUGAAUGAGAUACACAGAAACCAGUACAUAGAGGAGUAUUUUAGUACAUAAGUAAAAAUUAUUAUCAGCAGGACUCAGUUUUCGGAUAUACAUAAUAUUUCUUAGGGCAGAAAAAGAGUUAUUUAUGACUAAAUGCAGUUUAGCAGUUAACUUAAUAUAGUUUAGUAGUUAUUUAUGUCCCAUUGGUAUCGCUAUAUUAAGUUUACACUGUAUUCAAUUCUUACACUCAAAUUUCCGCACUUCAGAUAUAAUAGACAAAUACAUUAGUGCCUAGUUAAUAUCCAAGAAUCAAAGCCAUGCCCACUUGAUUGAAAAUCACAAACUUUCACUAAUCUGCUUUCUGCAUAUUCAUUAUGUACUAUAAUUAUAGCAUUUUUUAUUUGUGGGUGUUGUCUUGUAUUAUAAUUUAUGAACUGCUGUAUGUUUUGCCAAGGUAUAAAUUAAACAAAGCCUUUCUUA